AUGUUUCUCGUUGUGUGUUUGACUGUAGUACAGUUGGCCACUGGUCAAUUUCAACCUUUUCCAGGACCUAACGUUAACAAUGGACCAAGAAUUCCGGGACAGAAUUUCCAGCCGUUGCCGGUAGGACCAUUGGAGCCCAUAGGUCAGCCCGCCAACCCACCGGUAUUCCAGAACAAUGGGGUACUUGCAGGAGCUGAUUUGUUUGUGUACGGCACGUGCUACUUUAACGAGUCAGGUUCAAACAUCAGAGGGCGUGUCGACUUUCAACAAGCUAGAACAGGUGGCCCGACGCGCGUGCGUGUGCAGGUGGUAGGCUUGGCGCCGAGCUUGAUGAGCGAUACUGAGCAUGGAAUCCACAUUCACGAGUAUGGCGAUGUUGGACGUGGUUGCUAUGCUACUGGUCCACAUUUCGACUCAGAUACAUUUUCUUUCCACGGUUCACCAAACAACCUCGGAACCGGGAACGCCCACGAGGGUGAUAUGGGGAACCUCCGUCAAUCUAAUGCUGGGGUGAUAGACUCGGAUAUGGUGUUUCCGCUGAUGAACCUCCUUGGGGAUAAUGGCGUCUUAGGCAGGGCUGUUGUGUUACACGAAGGUCGUGACGAUCUCGGAAGAGGGGGGAAUUCAAUGAGUUUACAGACCGGAAAUGCUGGAGCACCGUUGGCUUGUUGUGUCAUUGCUUGGUCAGACUCGACCAAUUGGAGCGAUCCUUUUAUUGCGCGAAACGGAAACAACUUCAACCAAAAUGGAGGUAACCAAAAUUUCCAAAAUGGUGGCUUUCAACAGCAAGGACAACAACAGUUUCAAGGAAAUGGCUUCGCUAACAACAAUUUCGCUGGAUAA
Messenger RNA from Ylistrum balloti, 843 nucleotides. RefSeq lists its product as uncharacterized. The record is from RefSeq and is a predicted model, not a curated record. Bases 1 to 843 code for a protein of 280 amino acids. The transcript is spliced from 5 exons. Lineage: Eukaryota; Metazoa; Mollusca; Bivalvia; Pectinida; Pectinidae. Gene Ontology annotation, biological process: removal of superoxide radicals. Gene Ontology annotation, molecular function: superoxide dismutase activity; copper ion binding.